Molecule: messenger RNA, 2451 nt
Organism: Schizosaccharomyces japonicus yFS275
Lineage: Eukaryota; Fungi; Ascomycota; Schizosaccharomycetes; Schizosaccharomycetales; Schizosaccharomycetaceae
Product: peptidase
Exons: 1
Coding region: 1-2451 (816 amino acids)
Biological process (GO): proteolysis
Cellular component (GO): endoplasmic reticulum membrane
Molecular function (GO): metalloexopeptidase activity
Source: RefSeq, a predicted model, not a curated record
AUGAAGCUCUUUACUAAAAACUAUCUUGUGCAGGCGUGCAUGGUCGCAUUUGUUGCGGUCAUGGCGCGCUUUGUGUACAAUGUUCAUCAUACGCUGUUGACUCCUGUUACGGAGCCUUAUGAUGCACAUGGAGCUGCCCAGAUGUCCGAAGCAAACAUUCUCAAGCACACAUACGAGCUGGCCGAUCGCAUCGGUUACCGUAUCCUGGGCACAAUUGAGCAGGAAAUUGCUCGCGACUACGUGUUGAAUGAAAUCCACGCUCUGCAGAAGCAGCUGCAGGAGAGCGAGUACGCCAACCUUCACGAGAUGGAGGUCUUUGUGGAAGAGGGCGACGGUGCUCAUCGCUUCGACUUCAUGAACAAAGUUGUUAUCAAAAAAUACCACAAGCUCCGCAACCUUGUCGUCCGUCUGAGUGACGGUACAGACGAGAGUAAGGAGAACGCCAUCCUCAUCAACGCACACAUAGACUCGACGCUGCCGAGUCCUGGUGCUACCGAUGACGCUAUGGCUGUUGGUAUCCUGCUGGAGGCGCUUCGUGUGCUUUCACAGCAGCCUCAGCGACUUGCACACUCCAUUGUGUUCCUGUUCAAUGACGCCGAAGAAUCGUUGCAAGACGCUUCCCAUCUCUUCAUUACCACGAGUCCUCUUCGGAAAACCAUUAAGGGUGUCGUGAAUCUCGAGGCCUGUGGCACUUCUGGCCCCGAGAUUUUAUUCCAGGCAACGAAUGAAGAGAUGAUCAAGGCUUACUCCCACGUCCCCCGUCCCUUCGGCAGUGUGCUGGCCGAUGAUGUGUUCCGCACAGGUCUUAUUCUCAGUGACACCGACUUUCGCCAGUUUGUUCAAUACGGCAACUUGACGGGUCUUGAUAUGGCUGUCGUCGGUAACAGUUAUCUCUACCACACAACGCUCGACACGACUGCAAACAUUAAGCCCGGUACUGCCCAGCAAUUUGGAGCAAACAUCCUCGCCAUUCUGCGUUACCUUUCGUCGGCCGAUGCUGAUCUCGACAACAACGGCAGCGGCCGCAUGGUCUACUUCUCGUUGCUCAACCGCUUUUUCUUCAUGUAUCCCGUAUCCAUUGGCCGAGUAAUCAACUCUAUUGUCGGUUUUCUGGGUAUUGUACUUUCCAUCCGCAACCCAAGCUUUGGAUUCUUCAAAGCGCUUUUUGUCUUCCUUCUUUCCCUUGGUAGCAUGUUCUUCUUUAAUAAUUUGUGGGCUUUCUUCGUCAGCAAUGUCCUUGAUUCAAGCAUGAGUUGGUUCACCAACGAAAUGUACCCCUUGGUCAUUUACUUUUCCCUGUCUACCGCCGUCUUAUUCUUUAUUGGCGCGCUCUUUCACAUUUCCGACUAUCUCAUGUUUAAAGCCGUUGUCUUCUGCUUCUCGUUGGCACCUUUCAUCCCCCUCGCAUCCUCCUACCUGUUCAUGAGUCUUGCCAUAUGGAUGGUCCUGGGCUUGUUGUUGAAUGAUUUUGUUUUCUCACGCCCAGGCCGUCUCCACCCCGUCACUUACUUCAUUAGCAACAUUGGCACCUUCACAUUCGGCAUAGAGGCCAUCUACGGUAUGCUUGACAUUUUCGUGCCUCUUACUGGUCGUAUCGGAACAGCGAAAGUGGCCGACAACAUCAUUGCUACACUCUGCUCACUCGGCUAUACGGUCGUGUUCCCGUUGCUGACAGCGUGGAUCCAACGCUUCCACUCGAUCGGCGCGCUGAAGCGUGGCUUCUUCACUUCCGUUCUCGUCUUCCUGAGCUUGUCUAUCUAUCUGUUGCGCCAACCCACAUACUACGAUGCACUGCAUCCUCGUCGUGUCUUUGUGCAACACAUGGAGAACAUCACGUCUGGCGAGUUUUCGCUGCACAUCGCAACGGCCGACACGGCCCCAGGUUUUGAGAAGCUUGUCGAUGACAUCUCCAACGAGUUCUCUGCCGUGCCUGCCGUAGCAAACAACGUCGAUGACUGGAAUUCCGACUGGGACACCAUCUAUCCUUUCAGCCAAUUCCUCGACGCCUAUCGUGUGCCAUUGAAGGAUACCGUUUCGGUGGACCUGUUGCCCACCAUCACACUCGAUGAGGCAAUCGAAGAUGGCGACUUAAUGAAUGUGACAGUGACCGUUCACCAUCCCGGUCUUCUGUGGACCGUCUUGUCGUUCGACGCCGAGCUUAUUAGCUGGUCCCUGCCUGAUGUUCCCGUGGGCACUCGCCGUCACCACAUCCGGGAGGUCAGUACCUACGGCACUGAUUCGUACACGUUCAGCAUGUCAUACAGAAAGGCACCCAUUUACAUGGAUUUUGUCGGCAUGGAUGGGUUUGCCCACUAUCCCUCAAAAAUAAACGAGGGAGGCAACAGAACGAGUAUCCAGAUCUGUGACAAGCUGUACAAGGACAUCUUGCCUGAAUGGACCGAUCUGUUGUGCUAUGGCAUCGUCGCCGGCGUAUACAUUAUUGAUGCUUAG